UGCAGUAGCUAUGUUUUUGCAACAGAAAAACAACAACUUAAAAGACGAUUUAGCAUUUCUAACUUUAAGUUGGUGUGUUAGUUUGUCAGGUAUUGGACCAUCGAGGUGUGCAGCUUGAUUCUCACGGAGUGACAGGAAGUAGACAUUCCAGGAGGUGCUGAGGAUCGUCAAGAUGGCCUCCAUCACCAACCCCAUUCACAGCCCAAUGCGCUGGAAUAGAGUGUGGCGGCGGAGAUGUGGGGCGGCGUUGCCAUGGUGAUCAUUUACGCACAAAUUACUAGAAAAGAAACCGGGUGUCGACGAUGUGAAGUCCAAAGUCAAGAGACGGAUUUGGAGCUGAUCAAGGCAGAGACCAUGAGCCUCCAGGGGGCAGCACUCUUCUCUUGCGGAGUCAUGGAGACCGGCAGCAGGUGGGGUGACGUGGAUCUGGGCCUGGGGUGUUAUGGAGCCCUGCAUCACCAGAGACCCUCAGUGGAGUCCAGUUGCCUGGAGAACCUGUGGAAUGUCCUGCCCUCUGAGGUUCUACCCCCACACUACUACCAGAGCCCAGUCCGCUGGGGGGACAGAGACGCAGGACUGGGUCCCACCAGCAUCACCUCCAUCCCAGGCACCAUCACCAGUCUGCUACAGGACCUGAGCCUGGGUGAGGCGUCAGCCGCUUCAGCCUUCUCACCCUCCACCACUCCACCCUCCAAGCGCCAGUGCCGCUCCCUCUCCUGCUCAGAGGACCUGGGAGGCUGUCGGUCGGCCUGGAGGCCGCAGGGGUCCGGGGUGUGGACAGCUGUGGCGAAGAGGCGAUGCCACAGCGGAGGAAGUGUCCAGAGAGGAUUUGCAACAGGAGGAGGGACACGCUGUCAGCAGCUAGGGUUCCCUGCCAUGCAGCGUAGCUCCAGCUUCAGCCUGCCAGCUCGCUCCAACACCCUCUCCCUGGAUCUCCCUGGCUUUACCCCCUGCCCUUCUUACUCUUUAGCCCCCCCCUCUUACUCCUCCCUGUCCUCAGAGCCCCCCAGGCCCUUCCUCUACCUCUCUCAUGAACAGAUCUGCCUCCCAGAGAUCCAGGGAGGCCCAGCGUUGCCCCUGAGCUCCCCAGACUCCACCCCAGAGAUGAAGCGUCGUGCUGGGCAAGGGGGGCUGGCCCGGAGUCGCUCUCAGCCCUGCGUCCUCAACGACAAGAAGAUGGGUAUGAAGCGGAGGAGACCAGCCGACUCACACAAACAGAGGCCUUCUCUGGACCUGACCAAGAUGACACAGAAACUUCGGAAUUUCCAAAGCCUCAGCUGCCCUGGGAUCACUGGGAACGACAGCUAUCAAUCAACCCAGUGCCUGAUCCCUCUGAGGACCACUGACCAAUGUGAGACUGACUUCACCUCCGCAGGCGAUCAGGGAUUGGACGAUCCAACCGCCAGCUCCAAAGAGGGCGGAGUCGUCACCGGUGUCUCUAGGGAGGAGGAUCCAGCCAUCUCCAUCGAGGAGCUGGAUUGGCUGAGCUGCCCGGUCUGCGAUGACGUGACAGCCACUGGCAUUAGGAAGGAUGUGUAUCAGCUGGGAGGAGAUCUGGACAUUGAUCAGAUCGAGAGGAACUGAACCGGGUCGUGUUCAUUAGGCACCGAACGGAAGAAAACAGACUGAAACGGGGAGGGAGAACCUGGAUAUGUCCAAUGAGAAAUGCUGCAAAAUAUUACUGCAUAUUGUUUUUCUCAUGUUCCCGAAUGAAUAUGACCCUGAACUAUACUUACCACCCUCAGGGGAAUGGGACUGAAUGAAUAUGACCCUGAACUAUACUUACCACCCUCAGGGGAAAGGGACUGAAUGAAUAUGAUGCUAAUAGCGUUUAAUAUUCUUUAUUUUUUAACAAGUUGUUACUACAACGCUAUGUCAGUAAAACAUGAACAUAUUUCUAUUGGAAUAAACAUGGUUGUUUUACAUGUUAAUCUACUGUCUUCAGAUAUAUGAAUAUAAACUCAGUAACAACAAAAAA
Messenger RNA from Salmo salar (Atlantic salmon), 1978 nucleotides. It is a transcript of the gene fa53b, whose product is annotated as FAM53B. Gene Ontology annotation, biological process: positive regulation of canonical Wnt signaling pathway; protein import into nucleus. The record is from RefSeq and is marked provisional. Gene Ontology annotation, cellular component: nucleus. Lineage: Eukaryota; Metazoa; Chordata; Actinopteri; Salmoniformes; Salmonidae.